Trichobilharzia szidati is the source of this 3828-nucleotide messenger RNA. NCBI's taxonomy places the organism in Eukaryota, Metazoa, Platyhelminthes, Trematoda, Strigeidida, Schistosomatidae. The record is from the annotation of a GenBank genome assembly.
UGGAUAUUUGAGAGAAAGAAUAUAGAGAGUAGAAGCAAUACACAAACAAAAAAGCAGGAGGAAUAACAAGGUGAAACGUACGACGAGAAGGAGGUGGAGUAGUAUUCAUUCAUUCAUUCAUUCGCUUUUAUAUGUGUUUUACAGAUAACCGAAAAGCCAGCCAACUUCAAAGAUAAAAUUUAUUAUCAUCAUCGCAGUAGACUGACAAUGUUGAUUAGUCAAACAAAUUCAAAUUUAUGUUUCACAGAUAAAUCUUCAUUAUCACCGUUGAAAACAACAUCGAUUAUUCUGUCGAAAUCAUCAUCAUCACCUUCAUCAUCAUCUCCAACAGAAUCUCCUGUAGAUGACACUACCAGUAAUCGCAAUGAAUUCAACACAGAGGCAUCUAGACCACAUGUAUUAUUAAUCAAUAAACCUCAUUACCUCAAUUUGAAUGAUUCCCUGAAUACUACUCCGCUAACGACGACGACGACGACUACGUCUGCUACUUCUGCGCCUACUCCUACUGCUACUCCUACGAUUACUUCAUGUAAAUCUCCGAUAUCAUCACCACCGAUGUUCAAAUUUCCUUUAACUCUAUCCAAUCUUCAAAUUUCUCCAUCAACCGAGUCCUUGUUAUCCCUACCACAAUAUACAUCAAUCAAUUCGACACUACCUUCAUUAUCUUCUCCUGCAUUAUACGCAAAUAGAAUGGAUACUACAGAUAAGUUGAAUAUAUUUAUGAAAAUGUUAAAUAAUGUUACAACAAACGACUACUUUUUAAAUGAUCCGCCUUCUUCGUUAACUUCUGUAUCAUCAAUGCCUGCGUCACAUUCAAUGUCCAAUAAUAAUAAUAGUUCAGUGUAUACAGAUUUAUUAUCGUCCCUAUCGUCACAAAUGUCAACAACAACACCAGCAACAGCGCCAGCAACAUCGAAUUUAUUAAAUAAUUCAAUUGAACAGGCUGAUUUAUUAAGAUUUUUAAAUAAUUUCAAUGAUAAAUAUCAUUUAGAAGGAUUAAAAGAAUAUGAUCAAGGUGUUCAAUAUAUUGAACAGAAUGUUUCUAAAAAUAAUAACAAUAAUAAUAAUCACGAUGAUGGCAGUAAUAAUAAUAAUAAUAAUCUCUUGCUUAUGAUGAUGUUAAUGAUGUUUAUGAAACGUAAUAUUAUUGAUUCAUAUGCACAGACAUCGAAUCAUCAUUUACAAGGGAAUGCUUCAUCGACAUUAUCGACGUCAUCAUCAGCGUCUUGUUGUUGUUCCACGUCACCAUUAGCAACGAUGAAAACAACAGCAGCAACAGCAACGACAACACCGACGGCGAUAUUAGUAUCUACGACAUCAGCUGUCUUGACGUCAACACCAACAUCAUCGUCAACUGUCACUUCGAUCAAUCAUUUCACUGAUGAUAUGCUCUAUCAUCAGAGAUCAAUACGUCUACAUGACCGAUCUAAUUAUCAACAGCCACAACAACAACUCCACCAAUCAAAUCAUCGAUAUCGUCGUCAGCAUCAAUCGAUAAACAGUCCACAACAUCAUCAUUAUAUCGAUUUAAUGGAUGAAUUAGACACUGGUACUAUUACAAGUCUAUAUAAUAAUAAUAAUAAUACGUCGAAGUUGAAUACAAGACAAUUAAGCUAUAUUAAUAGUAAUAAUAAUAAUAAUGAUAAUAACUAUUAUACAACUGAUCCAUACGCGGUGAAUAAUUCAGAUAAGAUCGAUACAUUAGUUCAGCGGACAGAAUUAUUGGAUUCUGAAUUAUGGAAACAUUUUCACAGUAUGACUACGGAAAUGGUGAUCACAAAAUCUGGACGUCGAAUGUUUCCAUCCUUUAAAGUUCGUGUCACUGGAUUGGAUAGAAAUGCCAAGUAUAUUAUGCUGUUGGAUAUUGUCUCACGGGAUGAACAUCGUUAUAAAUUUCAAAAUGGUAAAUGGACAAUUGCUGGCAAAGCAGAUCCUGAACCAUAUCGUAAACCGUAUAUUCAUCCAGACUCUCCGACAACCGGUGAAGAGUGGAUGCAUAAACCAAUAUCAUUUCAUAAAUUAAAAUUAACAAAUAAUGUUGCCGAAAGACAAUCUUUUCAAGCUGUGCUGAAUUCAAUGCACAAGUAUAUACCAAGAUUUCAUAUUGUUCGUGCAGAUCAUUUGAAUAAAAUGAAUAUGGCAGAUUUUGUUACAUUUAUCUUCGACGAAACAGAAUUUAUUGCUGUGACAGCUUAUCAAAAUGAAAGAAUAACUCAAUUGAAAAUAGACAAUAACCCAUUUGCUAAAGGAUUUCGAGACAAUGGCAGUGGACGUCGGGAGAAAAAAGGUUUACGACUACGCUAUAAGCAUUCAUUGAAUACACCAGAUCCUUAUGACCAUUUCGAAGCUGUUGAAAGAGAUCUGAUCAGACAACAACAACAGCAGCAACAGCAACAGCAGCAGCAACAGCAACACCAACAGCACCACCACCAACACCAUCACCAACAGCAACAACAACAACAAUAUCCAGCUGAUUUAUAUGAUUUAAAUGAAAAUAUAAAAUUAAGAUUACAAAAUACAAUCAAUUCUACAGCCUAUACCAAUCGAUUAUUAUUUAAUCAUAAUCUCAAUAAUAAUAGUAACAAUAAUAGUAAUAAUGAUAAUUUGGGAUUUGAGUUGAAAUCAACCCCUUCUAAUCGUCAUUUUAUCAAUGGAUCACCGAAUUCUUCAUCAUAUUAUGGUUCACCGGAUCAUUUAACUUCAUUUCCAGCGCAUAAUUCAAAUAUCCUCAAUUGUAAUAAUAAUACUAUUAAUACUAAUAAUAGUAAUGGUAAUAAAUUAAACGAUUUAUCAUUGAUUACUGAUUUAUCAAGUGAUAAACAGCCAGCUUCUAAAGAUUUACUGUCUUCAUCGUCUUCUUCAUCACCGCAUCAAAUUUGGCCAGGUUGUUUCGAUCAUAUCUCACCGACUAGUGGUACAUUUAUCCCGACAAGUUUAUCACGGAGUCAGCAUACUGUACAUCAUUGUCCAAAAAUAUGCAAAUCAGUGUAUUUAACCGAACUGGAUAAAAUUAAUAGUUUAUCUACUGACCAGUAUACUACUGAAAUUCAAAAUCAGCUAUCAACACAAUAUCAUUGUCAAAGUAAUCAACUUGGUGAUGCACAUACUACUAGUACUACUACUACUACUAUUAAUACCACCACUUUCACUACUACUACUCCUAAUUAUAAUAAUAACAGUAAGGGAUUUGUAACAUCUGGUUUACCAUUCCUGUCUAUUAUCGACUCGUCUUCAUUACUGCCUUCAACAAAAUCCCUGAGAACAGUGACGAAAACAGAAACACCAACAGCAACACCAACGAUACCAAUAAAUCCGACAAAUUAUCUUCAACAAUUGCCUCAGCUCGCAGCGUCAUCAUCUGCUUUCAGUGCAAUUUCAGCCCUUAGUCGAGGUGAUUUCCAGUUGAUUUCAGAGAAUUUAAAACGGAAUUAUGAAGAGAUGAAUAGAUAUUGUCAAGAGGAAGAGCUUACAACAGUACAGAGUCGUACUACUUUCGAUGGACCCAAAAAGAAACAACAUGUUGACAGAACAUUUUUCCCCCCAAUACAUGAGUCCAUCCCUAGACAAUCGAAUGACAAUUACUCAAUGUCCACGUCAAUUAACAAGAGUCCAUCAAAUCGUAUUCAUGGAAGCAGUGGUGACGACAAUAAUAAUAAUGAAAGUAUUGAAGAGAAAAUAGUCCAAUUAACUGAAUGUGAAGAUGAAGCGAAGCAUUCAACAAAAUUGUCUUGUCCUUCGUCGUUAUCAUCUUCAUCCACAGCGCCUAUUCUAAAUCAUCAGAUCAACUCACAGAAAAGAGGUUUCAAUAUUAGUUGUCUAUUAAAAUGA